Molecule: messenger RNA, 355 nt
Organism: Paramecium pentaurelia
Lineage: Eukaryota; Ciliophora; Oligohymenophorea; Peniculida; Parameciidae
Source: the annotation of a GenBank genome assembly
UAUGCCAUAUCUCCUUGAUGAAAUAGAUUCAGCAACAGUCUAUAAAAGACCAAAAGAAGCUAAUUUUCAUUGUGUUGAUCAUUGGGGAAUUGUAGUUACCAAUAAAUCAGGUAGCUAUCUAGUUCAUAAUAUGCCUGAAACUGGAACAGUUGCUACUCCGGCUUCCAAUAUGUCAAAUAAUUGGAAAAAAGUAGAGGAAUUAUAAGUUAGACCUAAUAAAAAUAUUAGAGGAAUGUUUAAAUCAAUUGGUUUAACAGGUGCAGAAACUAAACUUCCAAACGGAUCAAUAAAAUAUUGUGCUCAAUAUGGAUGUAUUGUUGCAAAAAAUAGAAUGAAAAAAUAUUUGACUAAAUGA